Gambusia affinis (western mosquitofish) is the source of this 5826-nucleotide messenger RNA. Its product is annotated as FERM domain-containing protein 5. The transcript has 14 exons. Gene Ontology annotation, cellular component: cytoskeleton. The coding region runs from base 260 to 1981 and encodes 573 amino acids. NCBI's taxonomy places the organism in Eukaryota, Metazoa, Chordata, Actinopteri, Cyprinodontiformes, Poeciliidae. The record is from RefSeq and is a predicted model, not a curated record.
CACACCAUCCCCCGAGCUGCCUCCUGGAUCUGGCUCCGGAUCUGGAUGCGGGCAUCCUUUGGAUUUUGCGCUUAACAACACGGACCCCUACUGGAAAGAAAACUUAAUCGGGACAACAAUGGUGGCUGAAUACGCGGCUGCUGGUCGUUUAGGGGACCGGGGAGUGCGCUCGGUGUGACAUUCACUUGCACGCUGGUGUGGAGUUUUUAUUGUUCUGGUCCCGUAGACGCAGAGGCACAGCGGCGAAUCUGUGGAGAAGAUGUUGAGCCGAUUCAUGAGUGGCAGCCUCAGGAAUCUGGAGCGGGAAUACAGCUGCACUGUCAGGCUGCUGGACGAUUCGGAAUAUACGUGCACCAUUCAGCGGGAUGCAAAAGGACAGUAUCUGUUUGACCUCCUCUGCCACCAUCUAAACCUACUGGAGAAAGACUAUUUUGGAAUCAGAUAUGUGGAUCCAGACAAGCAGCGGCACUGGUUGGAGUUCACCAAGUCAAUUUCAAAGCAGAUGAAAUCUCAGCCUCCGUUCACCAUGUGUCUGAGAGUAAAGUUCUACCCUCCUGAUCCUGCUGCUCUCAAGGAGGAAAUCACUCGAUAUUUGGUCUUCCUGCAGCUAAAGAGAGACCUCUAUCACGGUCGUCUCCUGUGCAAAACCUCAGACGCUGCCAUGCUGGCUGCCUACAUCCUUCAAGCUGAGAUUGGUGAUUACGACCCUGGGAAGCAUCCUGAAGGUUACAGCUCCAAAUUCCAGUUCUUUCCCAAGCACUCGGAGAAACUGGAGCGCCGGAUCGCAGAAAUACACAAAACUGAGCUGAUUGGACAGACUUCUGAAACAUCAGAGCGAAAUUUCCUGCUGAAAGCCCAGAUGCUGGAGACAUAUGGUGUUGAUCCGCAUCCAUGUAAGGAUGUGUCGGGGAACCCGGCUUUUCUCGCCUUCACGCCAUUUGGCUUUGUGGUUCUUCAGGGAAACAAGAGAGUUCACUUUCUUAAAUGGAACGAGGUGUCCAAGCUCAAAUUUGAAGCCAAGACUUUCCACAUAUAUGCAAAUCAGAAGGAGGACAGAAAGAUUAUUUUAACAUACUUUGCGCCCACGCCAGAGGCAUGCAAGCACCUUUGGAAGUGUGGUGUGGAGAAUCAGGCGUUUUACAAGCUUGAGAAGUCCAGUCAGGUUCGCACUGUCUCCAGCAGCAACCUGUUCUUCAAGGGCAGCCGUUUCCGCUACAGUGGAAGAGUAGCAAAAGAGGUAAUGGAGCAAAGUGCCAGAAUCAAACGUGAACCUCCAGAAAUACACAGGGCUGGCCUUGUGCCCAGUAGGAGUUGUCCAUCUAUCACCCAUGGGCCUCGCCUCAGCAGUGUUCCCCGUACACGUCGGAGAGCUGUGCACAUAUCUAUCAUGGAAGGUCUGGAGUCUUUGCGUGACAGUGCCCACUCUACACCGGUGCGUUCGGUGUCCCAUGGAGAGUCUUUCCUACCCCGGUCCCGCAGUCACGCUACAGAUGCCAGCGAGGGGAUGGCAGUCAUCUCGGAUGAGGCCUACAGUCCCUCAGAUAGCGUCCUUCCCACCCCGGUGGCCGAACACAGCACAGACACGGCCGUCUCACGCCAAAUAAACGGCGCGCCUUGCAGCAUCGAGGAGGAAAAGGAGUCAGAGGCGGGCACCCCGAUGCGUGGGGACGGGGGUGAUUUCGGGGCAGAUGGUAGAGCUGCACAGGAGGGAGCAGGGGAGGACUCAGCCCUGAGCGAGGUGGAACAGGUGAAUAAGUUUGUCUUAAGCGUCCUCCGUUUGCUCCUCGUCACCAUUGGACUCCUUUUUGUUUUACUCCUCCUCCUCAUCAUCCUCACAGAGUCAGACCUUGACAUCGCAUUUUUAAGCGACAUCCGUCAAACCCCCGAGUUUGAACAGUUCCAUUAUGAAUACUUUUGUCCCCUCAGGCGGUGGUUCGCCUGCAAGCUCCGCUGGGUGGGCGGGUUGCUCAUUAACAACUGAGGGUGCGGUUGUAGCGUCACAAAGCCCGUUCAGGUUUGUGAGAAGACGGUUAGGAGUCUGGAGUGUUGAAGGACAACUUCAUCCGAACCAAGAACCCAGCUUCUCAUCUUCCUCUUGCAGAAAACAAAACAACUUGGACCUCUCCUUCAAUCACUAAGCCAGGAUCUUUCUCCCACCACCUCAACUCUUUAGUUGCAUACCUAUCCCUCCUACUACCAUGUUUCUUUUUUUGCUUAGCAAAGCCUGAAGACAUUUUUUGCGUUUUUUAUGUCAUUUCAGGAACUUUAUUUUUUACAAAAAACACAAAAGAAAAAAAAAUAAAUUAUGAAAAUAAGUAACUGAGGAACCUAAAAUUUAUAUUUCUGUGGAAUGGAAUAUGCUGAUUUUUUUUUGUGAUUUUUUUAUUUUUGUCUUGGCAUGGAUUAGAGUUGCAGAUGGUUAUUUAUUUCUGAGAAGCAUACAGUGGGUUGUGAAAGGCUAAAUACCGUAGUUGCAAGGUUUUAUGUUUUUAAAAAGGUUGGAUCAUGACAAAUAAUUUAAAGACUUUUUCCAUCUUUAAUGUGACUUAUUAAAUUUUUCUUCAUUUUUCUAACAUCUGUUAGAAAAAGAUAAAGUUGUUCGCCCACCAUUAACCUAAUACUUUGUUGAAGUAGCUUUUGCCUCAGUUUCAGUACUCAGUCUGUGGUACACAAAUGUGCAGACAUUUUUCAGAAAUUAUUGAAAGCUGUGAUGGUAAUUAUUCUGGGAGGCUGCCAAGAGGCUGACAUCAGAACCGAAUAGGCUGCAGAAAAUCUGCAAAAUACUAGCUGUGCUCAACAGUGUAGUAUAUUUUUUUUAUAUAUCUCUACAUUUGUAACUAAGGUGACAAAGGAAGACAUUUUCCCCAAACAAAAAUCACUGGACAGUUUUAAAAGAACAUCAUUCACACAGCAGCAGUAGCGGCAGCAUCAUAAUCUGGUGUUACUUUUCUUCAUGGAAAGAAAGCAGUUCCAAACACAUUCAGGUAUAAGAAAAAUUAAAAUUUCGGCAUUCCAGCAUGCAUCCAAAUCAACACAUGAAUGGCUUCAAUGAAGAAAAAAUAAAGUGUUGAUUUAUACAGCAGCUCACAAAGUCUUUUGGUUCACCUGCAGAGGGUUAUGAACAGGAUUUGUCUUCAGAAUGGGAGAGUAAUCCAAUAUUACCAAGUCAUGAUGUGGUAUGCUGACGAGACUGGAUGGUGAAACUGAAUGAAAAGAUGCUUCUGCAAGGUAUUAGUUUCAGUUUAUACACACUCCUGCAAUCAAGUAUGGCACAUUAUUUGUUUCUAGAUUUUUCCCCUAACAGAUUUAUAUUUUCUGUUAAAUUAUACAGAGCAAUAUCACAUAAUGUAACAUGUUCUAACAAAAGAAAAUCUGCCUUUUUAUCAGGGGUGCUUAGAUAUUUGAGAGCCACUGUAUGUAAUGAAGAGAAGACAGGGAGGUAAUGAAUGUUAAUCCAGGAAGUUGAUUCGUCUUCAAGAGAUGCAAGCGAGUUAAGAGUCUGGAAAGGUCAACUGCUGUGAUGGAGUCAAGGUCUUUUGAUGUCUAGUCAUUUUUAUAAGAAGACAAAGAGCUGGUUAAACUCUUUAUAAAAGACCGAGAGGAAUAGCCUGAAAAGGGAGAAGUGAAAGAGAUGUUAAAAUGGAAAACAGACAGGGUGAUUACCAAAUGCCUUUUUUUGAAAACAUAUUUAUGACUGCUUAGAUUUUUGGGGGCAAUGGCUUAAGUCUUGUUGAACAUCCAUAUACAGUUCUAUACAAGGUCAGCUGAUGGAUAUGAAAGUAGUUUUUCAAUUAUUUUCUAAGAAUCCAGUGAACUAAAGCCGUAGUGUCAUGUGGCCCGAUAGUGUCUGAUGCAAUUAGAGAAUUCCUCACGAUGAGCAAAGAUUCACUGGCACUAGUAGAUACUGUUCUAGCUAGAUGUGCAAUGCUGAUGUGAUUUUUAUUAAGUACUUUGAAUGUGCUCAUUUAUUUGCUUUUAUUUGAUUUUUUUGUUUGUUUGUUUUCAUCAAAUUGAAAUUCAAUGAAUUUCAGUUACUUUUUUUAUGAAGAGCUUGAUCUAUUUUGGUUUCAGCCUUGCCCUUCAGUUUCUGUGUUAUACUAUAUUAUUAUAACUACUAGAAUAAGAGCAUUGAUGUACAUUUUUGUACAAAAUAGUUUGUUUCCUAUUAUAUAUCGACAGUUUUUUUUCCAUGUAUAUUUUACCAGAACUGAAAUGUUAUUUUAUUAUUGAAGAUUAAAUUAUACCUUUUUUAGCAACCGCGUUUCAAGUGAGGUCAGAUGCGUUGGAGACGUUAAAGGAGUUGGGGAAAAAAAAUGUUGAACGGGACUUUUUAUCAAGAUUCACUCACCAGUUAUCACAUCUCCCUUCACUACCAAUAGUCAGUCUAAAGUCUGCAGUGUAUGUGUAGUUAUUACAGAUAAACAUCAAAUAUAAUUUAUUGUUGUCGAUCAUUGAAAAAUACAAUUUUUAUCUGAAGUUAUUUUUUUCGUGAAAGAGAUACAGCACCCUCAAUACUUCCUGUCUUUUUUUUUUGUAAAGAUGUGUAAAAAGUCUUAAAAUGGAUUAGACUUUCAUGAUAGUAACACAAGUUCACACUUAAUUUUUUUAAGAGACAAGUUUUAAUUUGUUUGAAUUUAUUCAGUGGGGCCAAAAAUACAUUUUUAGGAAAGGACAACUUUUUAAAAAAUCCCAGCUGUAGAACCUUUUACCACUCAGACAGCUAUUAGCCUUCAUUUCACAAUGUUUAAGCAUCCAGACUCUUAGGUUUCUUUUAUGCAGUUUUCUCAACUCGCCCCUGAGGUUUUAUAUAAUAUUUAUGACUAAAAUGGUCAAAGAAAAAGGUCGAUUUGAUGUUUUCUGAACAACUUCUGUUUGUUUUUGGUAUGUUUUGGAUCACGUUUCUGAUGAAAGGCCCCAAAAUUACCUAUUUCCAGUUGACUAUUAGAAACCAUCAUAUUUUUAUGUAAAAGGCUCCUGGCAUUUCAAAGAGUUGACACAAACUGUCUUGAAGAUUAAACAGACCCACAGCAUCACAUGUCCUCUAUCACAGCUAAAACUGAGUAUUUCAUCAUAUAGGUCUAUUUUCCUUUCAAAUAGAAUAUUAUGAGUACAUGGCACUAUAAACUCUUCAAAAUACUCAGAAAAUAGAAAGAACCAGAGACUCACAGUUCCUCCAUCUGACUUAUCAACAGUGAUGAGAUACUUCCACAGACUCUUCCUCUAUUUCCCAUCUCAGACUUGGUUACUCAAUGAUGCUUCUCUACUGCAGUUCUCCAACAUCUCACCGCUCUUCUAAUUGUGUCCAGUGGUUAAAAGAAAUAAGCCUAUUUGUCAUAUUUACACACUAGAUAAAUAAAUCGUCUUGGAUUACCAAUUAAAAUAAAUUAUGUAGUAAAAAUGCUCAGAUUAUCUUUCAGUGAUUCUUGAGAAGUGGGACAAAAUGGGUUUAAAUUUUCCCCCUAAAAAGUGAAAUUAUUUCUCAAGUCAUAUUUGUACACAAAUAUGACAUAAUGUUUUGGAAAUGUAAAGAUGCUAAGGUGCAGGCUCCCAGUUGCAACAUUUUAUUGAAAAUGACAUUUUUAAUGGACCUGACGUAGAACUUUGUCAUCACCAUCUGACAAAAAUAAAUAUAAAAUUACUUUUAAUGACCCUAUUAGUGAUAUUUUUACUCAAGAAUCAUUGCUUUAUUUGAAAGAAGUGAAUGCCAAUAACUGUUUUUCCUGACAUUACAAAUGUAAUCAUAUUAAAGACGCAAGUUGUUUUUUUUCUAUUUCCAUGUGAGAUUAUGGUAGCACACUAAAAAGUGAUUUAUUUUAAGGUCUCUUA